Molecule: messenger RNA, 3988 nt
Organism: Rhodamnia argentea
Lineage: Eukaryota; Viridiplantae; Streptophyta; Magnoliopsida; Myrtales; Myrtaceae
Product: type II inositol polyphosphate 5-phosphatase 15-like
Exons: 10
Coding region: 119-3604 (1161 amino acids)
Biological process (GO): phosphatidylinositol dephosphorylation
Molecular function (GO): phosphatase activity; protein binding
Source: RefSeq, a predicted model, not a curated record
AGAUCAGGCAAAGACGGCGACGGACCACGUAAGACGACUGUCUCAGCCCAAGAUCUGCGCGCUGUCCGAUCCUAUUCCCUCUGCUGUCUUCCUCGAUUCUCUCUUCCGCCUCGAGAGGAUGAGCGACAAUUACGAUUUCGACCUUCUCACAGGCCCGACGACCUCCACCACCACUCCUCCCCUGUCUCAGCCCUUCUUCAGUCCCCACUUCGAGUCCUCGGAGGAGGAGGGGGAGGACGACGGCGGCGGCGGCGGCGAUGGAGCGGAAGCGCACCGCGCAAUCUCGUCCACCACCAAGCGCCUCGAUUACAUGCUCCAGUUCUUGGAUCGCAAGCUCUCCACCUCUUCUUCGUUCGACGCUCCUCCUGCGGGCGAUACGCUGGGGGGCGAGCGGAAUUCGAAGGGCUCGGCGGCGCUGCCGGAGUUCGUGGGCCGGGGAGGAGGCGCGGGCGUUUUCAAGUUGCCGGUUCGAGCGGCGGUCCAUCCGGGGCGACCGCCGUGCGUGGAGCUGAGGCCGCACCCCCUGAGGGAGACCCAAAUCGGGCGCUCCCUGGGGACUCUUGUGGCCACCCCUUCUCAGCUGUGGGCCGGCGGCGAGAGGAGCGUCAGGGUUUGGGACUUGACCGCUGAUAUUUUCGCCGCGGCUGAGAGAGGCGAGGGCGUCGACGCUGAAGCUGACACUGAACCCGACACUGUGCCCUACAGGGAGUCGAUGGGUGGGAUUUCGCCCGCCUUGUGCUUGGUGGCCGACGAGGCGAGCCAGGUGGUGUGGAGCGGUCACCAGGACGGAAGGGUCAGGUGCUGGAGCAUGUCGUUUGGUUCUUCUUCUGUUGCUGCUGCGUGUAGCAGUAAGAAAACUCGCUUUAAGGAAGCACUGUCGUGGCAGGCUCAUCGAGGGCCUGUUCUCUCCGUCGUCAUCUCUUCUUAUGGGGAUCUGUGGUCCGGUUCAGAGGGUGGCGUUAUCAAAAUUUGGCCAUGGGAAGCUAUUGAGAAAUCUCUUUCUUUAACAGUGGAAGAAAGACAUCUGGCUACUUCCAUUGUGGAUAGAUCAUAUAUUGACCCUCUGAACUAUGUUAACACAAAUGGUUUCUGUAACAGUUUGGCAGCUGAUGUCAAGCACUUAUUUUCAGAUAAUUAUGCAGGAAAAGUGUGGAGUUUUGGAAAUCAGUCGUUCGCCCUGUGGGAUGCUCGUACGAGGGAGUUAUUGAACGUUUAUAGUGUAGAUGGACAGGUAGAGAGCCGAGGCGACAUCUCAGCACUGCAGGAUUCUUCAAUGGACUAUUUUUCUAGUCAAAGAAAGGAAAAAACACAGAGCUCCUUUGGUUUUUUUCAGCGGUCUCGCAAUGUUAUAUUAGGAGCUGCUGAUGCUGUUCGUCGAGUGGCAACAAAAGGGGCAUUUGGAGAUGAUUCUAGGAGAACAGAAGCACUUGUUACAACAAUAGAUGGGAUGGUUUGGACUGGGUGUGCGAGUGGCUUACUGAUACAAUGGGAUGGAAACGGAAAUCGUCUGCAAGAUUUCCAGUACCACUCUUUUCCUGUGCAAUGUCUUUGUACAUUUGGACAUUGCAUAUGGGUUGGUUAUGCAAGCGGGUCUAUACAUGUACUGGACCUUGAAGGUAACCUCCUAGGAGGAUGGGUAGCCUACAGCAGUCCUGUUCUAAAGUUAGCUGUAGGGGCUGGAUAUGUUUUCAGCUUGGCUAAACAUGGCGGUAUACGUGGUUGGAGCAUUACAUCCCCUGGACCUAUCGACAGCAUACUUCGUUCAGAAUUGGCUGGCAAAGAGUUUCUAUACUCUAGGAUAGAAAACAUGAAAAUAUUGGCUGGCACGUGGAAUGUUGGACAGGAAAGAGCUUCUAGAGACUCUCUCAUAUCAUGGCUGGGCUCUGCAGCAUCUGAUGCAAAUAUCGUUGUUGUUGGGCUGCAAGAAGUUGAAAUGGGCGCUGGUUUCCUUGCUGUGUCUGCAGCCAAAGAAACAGUGGGGCUUGAGGGUAGUGCAGUUGGACAAUGGUGGUUGGAUAUGAUUGGCAAAACAUUGAAUGAGGGGUCAACCUUUGAACGUAUGGGCUCUAGGCAACUAGCUGGCUUGCUCAUUGCCAUGUGGGUGAGAAAUACUCUAAAACCUCAUGCUGGAGAUGUUGAUGCUGCAGCAGUUCCUUGUGGAUUUGGGCGUACAAUUGGAAACAAGGGAGCUGUCGGUUUGAGGAUGAGAGUGUAUGACCGAAUCAUGUGCUUUGUAAAUUGUCACUUCGCUGCACAUGCUGAAGCAGUUGCUCGUCGGAAUGAUGAUUUUGAUCAUGUAUAUAGGAGUAUGACCUUCACGAGAGCAUCUACGUUUUCCAAUGUGGUGACUGGUAUACCAUCAAACCUGUUAUUGUGUUGUAAACUUGCCUGCACGGUGUAUGUAUGUUGGCUUGCUUACUUAAAUGGCUUGCCAUUGAUGCUUUCUGUUGCAGUCGGCGCCUCUUCUGCUGUCCAAGUGCUCCGUGGAACAAAUGGAGCUUUCUCCCAGUCAGCUGAAGUAAUGCCCGAGUUGUCUGAGGCAGACCUGGUCAUAUUUUUGGGCGAUUUCAACUACCGGCUUGAUGGUAUUACAUAUGAUGAAGCGAGAGAUUUUGUUUCUCAGAGAUGUUUUGAUUGGCUUAGGGAGAAGGAUCAGCUUCGAGUAGAAAUGGAAGCCGGUAAUGUUUUCCAAGGAAUGCGUGAAGCAGUUGUUAAAUUUCCUCCUACAUACAAGUUUGAACGGCACCAGGCGGGAUUAGCAGGGUAUGAUUCUAGUGAGAAGAAGCGCAUUCCUGCAUGGUGUGACAGAAUUUUGUACCGUGAUAGCCGCUCAGCUCUGGAAUCGGAAUGCAGUUUAGAGUGUCCUGUAGUCUCUUCAGUAGUACGAUACGAGGCUUGCAUGGACGUGACAGACAGUGAUCACAAACCAGUUCGUUGCAUGUUUAAUGUGGAUAUAGCUCGAGUCGAUGAGUCAGCCCGGAGGCAAGAAUUUGGUGAAGUUGUUGCCCAAAAUGAGAGAGUUAAGACUACGCUCAAAGGGUUAUUUAUGAUUCCGGAAACCAUUGUCAGCACCAACAACAUAAUCCUUCAAAAUCAGGACACAUCUAUUUUGCGAAUUACAAAUAAAUCUGGGAACAGUGAUGCUUUAUUUCAAAUAAUUUGUGAAGGUGUCUCUAUGAUCAAGGACGAUGGACAGGCAUUGGACCAUCGCCCGAGAGCUUCCUUUGGCUUUCCACAAUGGCUUAGGGUUUCCCCAGUCUCCGGCAUAAUUAAACCGGAACAUACCACUGAGGUGUCGGUUCAUCAUGAAAAGUUCCAGACCGUUGAGGAGUUUGUUGAUGGUGUCCCUCAGAACUGGUGGUGCGAGGACAACAGAGACAGGGAAGUUGUAUUAGAGGUGAGGGUGAGUAGCAGCUAUAUGACAGAGACAAGGAAUCACCGUAUUCGCGUUCGGUACUGCAUCUCAUCCAAAGGGAAACAAGUUGGCGAUAUAUCUUUGAAUUCCAAGCAAGCACAAGCUAAUCUCCUUGACCGAUCCAAUCUCCAACGACUUAGUGAUUCCUAUGACUUGGUCGACCACUUUCGGAAUUUACAUAGUCCGUGAAAGGACAGGUGGUAGAGGUGGUGCAUAAGCUCAUGCAUGGUGGACGGUGAGUAAAUCGCUACAAGAUGACUACUUUUGUCUUAUUGCACUCUGGUUCACAAGCAUGGCCGGCCGCCUUCCAUCAAGGCUUGGUUUGUUUUCUUUCUCAGUAUGUACAAAACUUGUAUUGGAUUUGGAGGCCAGCAUAAGCUAUUACUGGAGGCAGGUACGGGAUUAGACGUUGGAUCUUGACCAUGGCUUCAUAGGGUGGUGUCAAGCACAAGCAAGAGUCCAAAGACCGAUGCUUUCGCAAGAUAAGCCAGUUUCUUCGGGGUAAAUUAAAGAGGAACGGAAGCCACCAUGCGAUACUUGAUAAUCCAUGAAUAAGUUAGCUCCAUUUUGUUA